AUUAGUCAUUGAUCAUCUUAAUUAUGAUGGUUAAUAUAGUUCUCCUUUUUUGUUCAAUGUUAUGCUUACAUUCGUUCAAUCUAUAUCAGGGUUUGCAUCCAAGUUUCAGGGAGAUCAGAAAAUCCUUGGCUAGGGAGCUCAUAAUCUUGCAAGAAAGGCUUGAUUCUAUAAUAGCCAAGAAACGUCAGCAGCAGAUGCCGGAUGCUGAUGUUCAGGAACACGUUGAAAUCACUCUAAUGAACAUGCAGAGUGAAGAACAUGUGCAAAAGCAGCAAGAAGAAAAGGUUGCUGUACCAGAAGAUUCAGCUGAAGGCACUAGGGAUGAUGUAAAAGGUCCUUGUGCUAAUGAUGGUGGAAGUGAAUCUCAGUCACCAGUUGAUCCUCCAUCAAAUGAGGGAGCAGAGUCUGUUGCACUUCCAAAUGGCUCAGAUAAUGAGGACACCAGCCAAGUGGUUGCAUCUGAUGCAUUGAAUUCUUCAAGUGAUCUGUCUGAGAGUGACAAAAUGGCUGUGGAAUCCGAAGCUAAAUCAGAAGCGAAAGACAAUCCGAUUGCGGAAGACAUUCCCAUUGAGGUUGAUAAAUUGGACAAGACUGUUUGGGAAGAAUUGCCUGUGGGAGUUAUUGAUGAAGAUAUCAAUGAUGUUAGUAUUGAGAGGGAAGAACAUGAUGACGUUAGAUCUGGAAGUCUCCCAGCCAUGGUGAAUGAUUCGGCACAAGAAGGAUCAGAUUCAGAGAACUAUGCAAUGAUGGAACUGCCAUUGGGAUUACAUGAGGAGCAUGAAAGGGACAAUGAAAUGAAUAUUUCUAAUGGAGAAACACGGUCUGAGAAUGAGAUAUUUAUUGAGGAGCUUCCUGUGGGACUGCACGAUGAGGAUACAGCAAUAUCUAAAGAUAAGAGGGAUGAUCAAGCUAAGCCUAAAACAUAUAAAGAGGUUCUACUAGCUCAAGAAGGGGAAUGCAAUGCAGAUGAGGAAACAAGUUCUUCCACAGAUGACACUGCGAACGAAACUCAACUAGAGCAACAGCAGAAGCUGAAAGAGCAAGAGAAGGUGCAUUCUUCUAGGGUAAAAAUUGAGUACCCGGAAGAAGGUGAACUCAAUGGUGAUGCACCAAUGGAUAUAAGAGUUGAGUGCAAGUCAGGUGAGGAAGCUGGAACUGAUACUAAGUUGCUUCCUUUGACAACACAAGUCAGUGAUAAUGAACCAGAAAAUGAAGAUGUAUUCUCAGAAGCAAAUUAUGUAAAUAACAAAUUAACCGAGCCAAUGGAGUUUGUACCUUCCAAUGACACACAGAAGGAGGAGACACCAGAGAUGGUUGCUGAAGGGGCUAUUAGUGCUGAUGAUAAAUACUUUAGGUGCUUUUGGUAUAGUCCUCUAAUCAGAAUUGGCGUUUAACCCACACAAUAAAGGUUCACAUUAAAGGUCAACAUAUACAAGAACACCAAAAGUAUCUAUAGAGCAGUAUCUAAGUUUGGUCCUUUUUAUUAAAAUCUCAUCUGUUGUGUUUUCAAAGCAAUAGUUGUAUCCAUACUUAUUCCUCUAAAGUGCACUAAUUCACUUGAGAGGAGCCAAAUCCUAGCGUUUAAAGUUUAAACCACUAUAGGUUCCAUUUCUCUGUUUUAGACUAUAGGUUCUAAUGUAUACAUCAUCAUCCUACUACAUUGCAUAUAAUAAUCCAUACGCCA
Glycine soja is the source of this 1684-nucleotide messenger RNA. RefSeq names its product BAG family molecular chaperone regulator 6-like. The record is from RefSeq and is a predicted model, not a curated record. The transcript has a single exon. The coding region runs from base 24 to 1394 and encodes 456 amino acids. Lineage: Eukaryota; Viridiplantae; Streptophyta; Magnoliopsida; Fabales; Fabaceae.